Seminavis robusta is the source of this 747-nucleotide messenger RNA. The record is from the annotation of a GenBank genome assembly. NCBI's taxonomy places the organism in Eukaryota, Bacillariophyta, Bacillariophyceae, Naviculales, Naviculaceae.
AUGAGCAGUGACGCUACCACCACAGUUGAUGUGGCCGACAAUCUUCAAUACGUUCGAGGCAAGAUCCAGUCGACAUGCGAAAAAGUGAAUCGACCCGUGGAGGAUGUCCGAUUGGUGGCUGUCAGCAAGACCAAACCACUGGAAUUGCUGCAGCAAGCCUACGAUGCAAAUCAACGGAUUUUUGGAGAGAAUUAUGCGCAAGAAUUGGUCGAAAAGGCCGGUCAAAUGCCCAAGGACGUGCAGUGGCAUUUCAUUGGCAGUCUGCAAUCCAACAAGGCCAAUGCGCUCGUCAAGUCUGUCGUCCCAGUAUCAGCUCAAUUGACUGUGGAAACUGUGUCAUCAUUAAAGCUAGCCAACAAACUGAACAAUGCCAUGGAAGCACUUGAGGAAGCAGAUUGUCCCAAGGACAAGAAACUCAAUAUCUUUAUUCAAAUCAAUACGUCGGGAGAAGAGUCCAAGAGUGGAAUUGAACCCAGUGAAGCGGUGUCACUCUGCAAAGAAAUCUCCGACAAAUGCAAUCGUCUUUUCAUUCAGGGUCUCAUGACGAUUGGAGCCCCAGGCGAUCUCGGUUGCUUUGACACCCUGAUACAGUGUCGCGACCAGGUGUGUUCGGACCUAGGCCUGGAAUCGUUGGAAGUCUCCAUGGGCAUGUCGGGCGACUUUGAAGCAGCCAUUGAAAGAGGGGCUACCAAUGUCCGUGUUGGAAGCACCGUCUUUGGAGCCAGAGAUUAUUCCAAUAAGAAUUAG